CAGUCCCGAGACGCUGACGCCCGCCCGCGCGGUGCACUCUGGGGCCUGUAGUCCCGGAGGCAUCGAGGCCCACCCGGCUUCACUGGCAACUGUCGAAGCGGCUUUUCCUUCCCGCUCACCGGGGUUGGGAGGCAGCGAUGGCGGCGGCCGUGGCGCCUGGCUUGGGGGAGCGCUGGUGGGCGGAGCUGCCUCACCACGCCGUGCUGUGCCGCCUGCGGGACCAGGCCGCCGAGGCCCGGGGCGAGGCCGAGCAAGCCUGGCCGGCCCUCCCGCGGGACCUGCUCUUCGGCCUCGGCGGGGAGCUCUUCCUGUGGGACGGCGAGCGCGCCGCCUUCUACGCCCUCAGCCUGAGGAGCCUGGGCGACGAGCCCGACAGCCUCGGCCGGUACCAGACCCUGCUCUGCAUAAAUGCGCCCUUUUUUGAGGUGUAUCAGACUGCGCUGAGCCCUACACAACAGCAUGUUGCUCUUAUAGGAACAAAAGGGCUGAUGGUGCUGGAGUUACCUAAACGUUGGGGAAAGAACUCCGAGUUUGAAGGUGGAAAGUCAACGGUUAAUUGUAGCACCGUCCCUAUCGCUGAAAGGUUCUUCACUAGUUCACCAUCCCUGACCCUGAAGCAUGCCGCCUGGUACCCCAGUGAGACACUGGACCCCUACAUUGUGCUCUUAACAUCUGACAACACAAUAAGGAUUUACAGCCUGAGUUCACCCCAGACACCCGUGAAAGUGAUUGCUCUUUCAGAUGCUGAUGAAGAGGCUCUGAGACUCAAUAAGGGGAGAGCCUAUACCGCACUGAUAGGAGAAACGGCAGUGGCAUUUGACUUCGGGCCCCUGACAGCCGUCACCAAGAACAUUGCUGGACAGCGAGAGAAAGAGGAGGUGUUGGCAUAUCCUCUCUACAUCUUGUAUGAAAAUGGGGAGACUUUCCUAACCUACAUUAGUCUUCUGCACAGCGCUGGAAACCUUGGCAAGUUGUUGGGCCCGCUGCCGAUGCAUCCCGCAGCUGAAGACAACUAUGGGUACGACGCUUGUGCAGUUCUCUGCCUCCCGUGCAUUCCCAACAUCUUGGUGAUUGCCACUGAGUCGGGGAUGCUUUAUCACUGCGUGGUGCUGGAGGGAGAGGAAGACGACGAACAGGUGUCUGUCAAAUCUUGGGAUUCGAGAACUGACCUCAUCCCGUCGCUCUAUGUGUUUGAAUGUGUCGAACUGGAGCUUGCUUUGAGACUGGCAUCGAGAGAGGGGGAGGACCCCUUGGAGUCGGACUUCUCCUGCCCAAUUAAAUUGCACAGAGAUCCCAAAUGUCCUUCUCGAUACCACUGCACACACGACGCUGGAGUGCACAGCAUUGGACUCAGCUGGAUCAACAAACUGCACAAGUUCCUUGCCUCGGAUGAGGAAGACAAAGACAGUUUGCAAGAACUUGGAGCAGAACAGAAGUGCUUCGUAGAGCACAUCCUUUGCACAAAGCCUCUGCCAUGCAGGCAACCUGCCACAAUUAGAGGGUUUUGGAUCGUCUCUGACAUUCUGGGUCCCACAAUGGUCUGUAUCACCGGGAGCUAUGAAUGCAUCACCAAACCUCUUCUGUAUGUACUGAGUUCCGCAGUCCACCCAUUAAGCCCUCCGCUUCUGUGCACCAAAGAAGAUCCGCAGGUCACAGUCUCGCCUCUCCGCCUCCUCGCCGAAUCACAGGACUCCUUUGAGAGACACAUCCGGAAUAUCCUGGAUCGCAGCUCUGCUAACCCGCUGCUGUUAAAGUCUGCGGACAAAGAAUCUUCCCCUCCCCCUGAAGAAUGCCUUCAGCUCCUCAGCAGAGCCACACAAGUGUUCAGGGAAGAAUAUAUUCUGAAACAGGACUUGGCCCGAGAGGAGAUCCAGCGAAGAGUGAAAUUGCUUCGUGAACAGAAAAAGAAGCAGCUGGAAGAUCUUGGCUACUGUCGCGAGGAAAGGAAAAGCUUGCGGGAGAUGGCAGAGCGCCUGGCUGACAAGUACGAAGAAGCCAAAGAGAAGCAGGAAGACAUUGUGAACAGGAUGAAGAAGGUGUUGCGUAGCUGCCACUCUCAGCUGCCUGUCCUGUCAGAUAGUGAAAAGGACAUGAAGAAGGAGCUACAAACAGUACAAGAACGACUGCGGCACUUGGGAAAUGCUAUCAGGCAGGUUAAAAUGAAAAAGGAUUAUCAACAGAGAAAAAUGAAGAAGGGGAUGAGUCCACGGAAGCCCAGCAUCAACCUUAACACCUACCAGAGGAAAUGCAUCCAGGCAGUUCUGAAAGAGGAGGGAGAACACAUCCAGGAGAUGGUGAAACAGAUAAAUGACAUCAGAAACCAUGUGACCUUUUAGUGCAGUCAUGACUGGUGUCACGCAUUAAGGGAACAAAAGCAGCCUUUCUCCUUUUGCUUUAUAAACUGAGUUACAGAGAGGUUGCAUGUGUGAUUUUUUUAUAGAGAAAAUGUCUCUUUUGUUGAAUAAAUACCCUUUUUUAAAAAA
Rhineura floridana is the source of this 2483-nucleotide messenger RNA. RefSeq names its product nucleoporin 88 (gene NUP88). The transcript is spliced from 17 exons. Gene Ontology annotation, biological process: ribosomal large subunit export from nucleus; ribosomal small subunit export from nucleus; mRNA export from nucleus. Gene Ontology annotation, molecular function: structural constituent of nuclear pore. The record is from RefSeq and is a predicted model, not a curated record. Bases 138 to 2336 code for a protein of 732 amino acids. Lineage: Eukaryota; Metazoa; Chordata; Lepidosauria; Squamata; Rhineuridae. Gene Ontology annotation, cellular component: nuclear pore.